This is a messenger RNA of Carassius gibelio (silver crucian carp), 4595 nucleotides long. RefSeq names its product palmitoyltransferase ZDHHC17-like. Gene Ontology annotation, cellular component: Golgi membrane. NCBI's taxonomy places the organism in Eukaryota, Metazoa, Chordata, Actinopteri, Cypriniformes, Cyprinidae. The transcript is spliced from 17 exons. Gene Ontology annotation, molecular function: protein binding; palmitoyltransferase activity. The coding region runs from base 55 to 1923 and encodes 622 amino acids. The record is from RefSeq and is a predicted model, not a curated record. Gene Ontology annotation, biological process: protein palmitoylation.
UCGCCCCCUAAACGAGUUUUUUUCCCGUGAUGCUCCGCGUGGACGAGCAGCAAGAUGGCAGACGAUCUGGAUGAAUUUAAGAAGGAAACUGGAUGCGUCCCGAUCCUCCAUCCCGAGGAAAUUAAACCCCAGAGUCAGUAUAAUCAUGACUACAGCGAGAGCGUCAGCCGCAAGAGCCAUGUGGACGACUACAGCACUUGGGACAUCGUCAAAGCCACCCAGUAUGGGAUAUUCGAGCGAUGCCGUGAGCUGGUGGAGGCCGGAUAUGACGUGCGUCAGCCGGAUAAAGAAAAUGUCACACUCCUUCACUGGGCGGCAAUCAACAACCGCAUAGACCUGGUCAAGUACUACAUAUCUAAAGGUGCUAUAGUGGACCAGCUGGGAGGAGACCUCAACUCUACACCACUGCAUUGGGCUACAAGACAGGGCCAUCUCUCCAUGGUGGUGCAGUUGAUGAAGUACGGCGCUGAUCCUUCUCUCAUCGAUGGCGAGGGAUGCAGUUGUGUGCAUCUGGCCACUCAGUUUGGACACACCUCUAUUGUGGCGUAUCUCAUUGCCAAAGGACAGGAUGUGGAUAUGAUGGAUCAGAAUGGCAUGACCCCUUUGAUGUGGGCGGCGUAUCGGAUGCACAGUGUUGACCCGACACGGCUGUUGCUGACGUUUAACGUGUCGGUGAAUCUGGGUGAUAAGUAUCAUAAGAACACAUCUCUGCACUGGGCAGUUCUGGCUGGAAACACUACGGUCAUCAGCCUGCUGUUGGAGGCUAAUGCUAAUGUGGAUGCACAGAACAUCAAGGGGGAGACGCCGCUGGAUCUGGCCAAACAGAGGAAAAAUGUGUGGAUGAUGAAUCAUCUGCAGGAGGCCAGACAAGCCAAAGGUUACGACAGUCCCUCGUACCUGAAACGACUCAAAAUGGACAAGGAGUUCAGGCAGAAGGUGAUGUUGGGAACUCCGUUCAUGGUGAUCUGGCUGGUGGGAUUUAUCGCCGAUCUGGACAUUGACUCCUGGCUCAUCAAGUGUGGGAUGUAUGCAUUGGUGUGGCUCGUCGUGCAGUUUCUGUCUAAGUCUUUCUUCGAUCACUCCAUGCAUAGUGCUCUUCCUCUGGGCAUCUAUCUGGCCACUAAGUUCUGGAUGUACAUCACCUGGUUUUACUGGUUCUGGAAUGAUCUCCCUUUCGUCACCGUCCACCUGCCCUUCCUGCUCAACAGUCUGGCUCUCUUCUACAACUUCGGCAAGUCAUGGAAGUCCGACCCUGGUAUCAUCAAAGCAUCCGAGGAGCAUAAGAAAAAGACUAUAGUUGAACUGGCAGAAACAGGCUCUCUGGAUCUCAGCAUAUUCUGCAGCACCUGUUUGAUACGGAAGCCAAUCAGAUCAAAACACUGCGCUGUUUGCAAUCGAUGCAUCGCCAAGUUUGAUCACCACUGUCCGUGGGUCGGGAACUGCGUAGGAAGUGGAAACCACCGUUACUUCAUGGGCUACUUGUUCUUCCUGUUGGGCAUGAUCUGUUGGAUGAUAUACGGUUGCAUUUGCUACUGGAGGAUUCACUGUGCUACCAGCUACACUAAAGAUGGCUUUUGGAUCUACAUCACCCAGAUCGCCACCUGCUCGCCGUGGAUGUUCUGGAUGUUCAUCAACAGUGUGUUUCACUUCAUGUGGGUCGCUGUGCUCAUCAUGUGCCAGCUCUAUCAGAUCGCUGUUCUGGGCAUCACUACAAACGAACGCAUGAACGCCAGAAGAUAUAAGCACUUUAAAGUUACAGCCACAUCCAUCGAGAGCCCUUUCAAUCACGGCUGUAUAAGGAACCUCAUAGAUUUCUUCGAGCUGCGCUGCUGCGGUCUGCUGCGGCCCGUGGUGGUAGACUGGACGUCCCAGUACACAAUAGAGUACGAGCAGACGUCCGGCUCAGGAUACCAGCUGGUGUAGAGCGGUGACAGAGCGAGAGAGAGAGAGAGAGAGAGCGAAAGAGAGAGAAGAGGGGAGAGGUUUUCCUGAAGUGCUGCUCAACCGGGACCAUCUCCUUCACCGAGACUGCAAACCUCACCCAGUCAGGAUAACGCAUGCUGUCACCAACUCCACCCGAGACGCAGGGACACCAGGAACAGGAAGAGGAGGAGUUUAGUGACAUCAGAGGCGGAUGCAGUACAAACGGCUCUCCUCAGUUGGUCAGCAGAGGCGUUUUGUUGUUUCGCACAUCGACUGCUUUUCGUUUUACCUUGGUUUUCUUCCUGUGACCCCUUUUUUGUUUCUUUUAAAGUGAAAUCGGAUCUUCGUCGUCCUAAUUCAACAUGGACCUUUGUGUAGGAAUGAGAAUGAGCAUAGCUUAACAAUCAGACGAAAUAUAGCGUUUGUGGUUUUAAGGAAUUGUUCUGGCCAAAAUUAGACUUUUUUUUUUUAUUAUUAUUCAUGUCACUUUAAACCUAUGUGACUGACUUUCUUGCAUUGAACACAAAAAUAGAUAUUUAACAGAAUGUUCAGGCUGCUCUUUUCCAUAUAAGUAGAAAGUAAUACGCAUAUGUUUGGAACGACAUGAUGAUUAGUAAAUAACCGUAGCUGAACGAUUCCUUUAAGCUGCCUUGAUUCGUCUGACCGUGACACGCAUUCAUACGACUAGAGAGAUGCCCAGUUUAAAUAAUGUGACUUAACAUAUUUAUUUUAACCUAUUUAUGUAGUAUUUUUCGAUAAUAUAGUAUCAUGAGAUAAUUUUACAUGUCUUCAUUUUGGGAUUUGCAGCAUGUAUAAUAGUUUAGCAGGGGUGAAUCCGACGAAACGUGUCAAGAAGAUGAAGCCGGGUCAUAUUUCACCCAAAAAAAGAAAAAAAAAAUUAUAUUUUGUUUAGAGAAAAUGAAGCCUGGUUUUGCAUUUUAUUAUCGUUUUCAUGAUAAUUAAUUCCAACUUUGCCAUAAUUCAAAUUAAUAUCUUGCACAAAAACCUCCUCAUUACUGUAUUUAAUUAUCGAAAUAUUUAUAUUAUGCUGCCUUUAAAUUAUGCUAUUUUUUUUAAAUCAAAGUAUUAUAGACAUUGUUUAAUGCAAAACAAAAACGGAUUAAUAUAAUAUGGUAAUGAGCCCUGGGAAAGAGAAAUGCACUGAGUUUACAUCAAUAUAACGGUUCAGUAAUGCAGAACAGUCUUCACUUUCAAAAAAAAAUAAAAAUAAUAGUGUGUAUGUGUAUAUAUAUAUAUAUAUAUAUAUAUAUAUAUAUAUAUAUAUAGACACGAACACUUACACAAACAUAUUUAUAUAUAUGUAAAAAAAAAAUGUUUAGGUUGAAAUGUGACUUGGGACCCGUUUUAUAAAACAAGUUUACCAAAUAAGCCAGAUUUAUUUCAGUUAGUCUGAUUUAUUGUCAGUUGAUUUAGUUCAGAAUAAGUCAGACUAACUGAAAUAAGUCUGGUUUAUUUGGUAAACAGCCCCCGGACAAGCUCUUGAUGCGUUUGAGAUUAAUCCAGGUUCCCUCUGCGUUUACAAGAAAUAACACGCUCGUAUGUGAACAUCUUUAUUUAUUAUCUAUGAGUAGUUUUAGGAAGCGUAUAUAUUAAAAAGUUGAAAUGCUGUUGAAAAGCCAUCGAGUGGACCUGACACGUGUGUGUGUGUGUGGCAGCGAAAUUAUUCGUCUGCCUACAAAAAUGCACUGAUCUUUUAUUUUUUGUUCAUUGUUACUGAAGAAGUGAGCUCGUUUCCCCGGCAUCGCCGAAGGAUGUUCAUGUUUACGUAAGAAGAGGAAGCUCCUCCCCCUUUUGCUCUCCUCCAUUUCCUCUUCCUGUUGGUGUGGCAGCAGCAGCUGAUCUGAACUGAUGUAAAGAAUGUGCAUCUGUACAUAAAUGAACUAAAUUCAUUAUCCUGUCAAGUGACUUUAGUCUGUGUUAGUUGAAGCUGCUCCUAAGUUUUUUUUUUUUAUCUUACCAAAAAGUGAAAAAAGGAAAAAAUCGACUAUUUUCGAAGUGUAUGACUGUAGCUUUUAGUGGCGUCUGGCACUGCUGUGUAUAGACCUUUGACCUUGCAAGUCUCCACUGCAUGUGUAAAGCCUGGACAUAGUGAUCAUCCGAAAGACGCCCCUUCUGUAAAUAAUGAAUGUGAAGUAUUUGCAUCCAGUUUUUAUUUUUUAGGAUUCUUUUCUGUUUGUUUUUUACAUUUUAACCCCGAUGUGUGUAUCGUUCUCUCGUGUCCCUCAUGCUCUGCGGUCAAUCGGAGCUCUGCGGAUGUAUUAUAUCUGAAUGUCCCGUUCUCAUUGAUUAAUAUUCAGCCCAAAGGGAUUCUUUUGUACGUUUCAUUGCUGGGUUUGUUGUACCACUGGAUGUACAAACUGUAAAUGCCAGAGAAGUAGACAUGAACAGCCGCGGUGGAUGGGCCCUGUGUUGUAAUAUGUGGAUUAGGCACAGUGACGGUCAUUCAUUCAUUCAUACACGUGACACUGUUUUUAGAGAAUAUAUUCACUCUGUUGUUCCUCUGCCGGCUGUUUUCCCACCAUGUGAAAAGCACAUGCUCAUCUCCAGUGCCUCAGCUGAGAUCAGGACGUCACCCUACUCUGCUUCAGAUGUAACUUAUUGGGCAUGGAUCAAUUUUAAUGGCUUUGUUAAUAAAACAUUUGAAGGUGAAA